Molecule: messenger RNA, 2067 nt
Organism: Haliotis rufescens (red abalone)
Lineage: Eukaryota; Metazoa; Mollusca; Gastropoda; Lepetellida; Haliotidae
Exons: 11
Coding region: 125-1918 (597 amino acids)
Molecular function (GO): protein binding
Source: RefSeq, a predicted model, not a curated record
UACUGGGUCGAGGUGUGCCUUGCUACAGAGCAGUGCGCAGGACGUGGGAGGGGUGGACAUAUUGGUGAAGAGAAGGGAGUCAAAACGUGAGUGUAUUUUCAGAAAGGAUUUGCUAUAUGCUGUGAUGUUUGGAUCGUUGCUGGUCAUAGUAUUUUCUGCAGUACAGGGUGUCCCGGUGUGCGAGUGGGGCAAGUAUGGACACAACUGUGACCGACUAUGUUCAGAUCACUGUGGACUUUACCUUGACACAAAGCUUCGACCCUGUGACAAAGAUACUGGGACGUGUUCAGAAGGGUGUGUUCGCGGUCGGCAUGGUGACCACUGUGAUCAACUUUGUAGUCAGAACUGCAUCAGCACCACAUGCAACCAAGGCAACGGGGCGUGUACCCUCGGAUGUAUAGAUGGAUACAUUGGAUAUUUCUGUAACAUAACAACAGGUGCACAGAUGCAGACAACAGUGACCACUACCUACAGACCAUGUGACUGGGGCAGAUUUGGGGAAACAUGCGAUCAAGCCUGUCCUCCAGGCUGUGCCCUGGGUUCCGACAGAAACACCAACUACUGUCAGACUGACACUGGAACGUGCACUCGGGGAUGUCGGCGUGGUUGGCAUGGCGACCGAUGUGAGAAGCUGUGUGGCGGGAACUGUAUUGCGGACUCCUGUCAUCAAGGAAGUGGACAUUGUACCCAUGGCUGCAGAAGGAGAUAUACAGGAGAGUUCUGUGAAGCAGAAACGGGUGAGGGGCACAUUAUACUCAGUGUGCAUGUGAUGUGGAUGUUACUGGUGAUCUUUAUCCUUUCAACAAUUUGUUGCUGGAGGAGUCCACGAUGUAGAAGAACGUUUGACAAAGGGUUUACGUGGCUGAUAAGAAGGAAUCCCAGUGCUUCCUCAAGUUAUCCGAGUCAGGAUCUGAGCCGGAGGGAGAGAGUGCCAUUUGUCCCAUUGACCACACAAGAGUCUCAUCUACACGCCUCGAGUGACCCGAGUCAGGAUCCAAGCCAAAACGAGAGGGAUCCACUGCUCUCCCUUGCUUCACACGUUUCAGCCUCGAGUGACCCGAGUGAGGAUCACAGCCAGACCGAGAGGGUUCCACUGCUCUCCACUGCUUCACACGCGACUCCAUCACAAGCAGACCGCGACCUCUACCACGCCAGCUGGGCCGGGGACCUGGAGGAGGUGAAGCAGCUCCUGACUACACCGGGAGUCGACAUCAACAGUAGAGGAGAGUGGAGCCAGACACCGGUGAUGAAGGCAGCAUACAAGGGACACAGAGACGUGGUGAAGCUCCUUGUGAGUGAAGGGGCCGAUGUGUCACUGGUGGACGAGGUCGGUGGCAACACCCUUCACUGUGCCUGUAUGAGAGGAGAUGUGGAGACGGUGAAGUAUGUGCUGUCUCUGCACGUGGUGGACAUCAACAGUAGAGGAGGGAGGAGCUGGACACCGGUGAUGUGGGCAGCAUACAAGGGACACAGAGAGGUGGUGGAGCUCCUGGUGAGUGAAGGGGCUGAUGUGUCACUGGUGAGCGAUCGCGGUUACAACACACUUCACCUCGCCUGUCUGGGAGGAGACAUGGAGACAGUGAAGUACGUGCUGUCUCUGAACGUGGUGGACAUCAACAGUAGAGGAGGGAGCAGCUUGACACCGGUGAUGGAGGCAGCAGAGGAGGGACACAGAGACGUGGUGGAGCUCCUGGUGAGUGAAGGGGCUGAUGUGUCACUGGUGGACAUGGUCGGUAACAACAUCCUUCACCUCGCAUGUAUGGGAGGAGAUGUGGAGACGGUGAAGUAUGUGCUGUCUCUGCACGUGGUGGACAUCGACGCCAGGAACAUCUCGGGGGAGACAGCGGCAGACAUGGCGAGAUUCUGGGGACAUCAGCGAGUGGUGUUGGAACUGCUCGUGUCCCGCGGCGCUCAGUGACGUCAGUGUCGUGUUUGUGUAGACGGUGGAGGGGGACAUGUUGAUACAGACAGUGACGUGGUGUGCCGUGCACGUCGUCGUGUUAUAUAUUCCCGGAUUUGGUGAGAAUGUUUGUUGUGUUUGAGGAGAAAUAAAACUUGUUGAAAAUA